Fomitiporia mediterranea MF3/22 is the source of this 692-nucleotide messenger RNA. RefSeq names its product 20S proteasome subunit. The record is from RefSeq and is a predicted model, not a curated record. NCBI's taxonomy places the organism in Eukaryota, Fungi, Basidiomycota, Agaricomycetes, Hymenochaetales, Hymenochaetaceae. Gene Ontology annotation, biological process: proteasomal protein catabolic process. Bases 17 to 634 code for a protein of 205 amino acids. The transcript has 3 exons. Gene Ontology annotation, molecular function: peptidase activity. Gene Ontology annotation, cellular component: proteasome core complex; nucleus; proteasome core complex, beta-subunit complex.
CUUACGUUGUACCAUCAUGGAGUGCUCAUUCGCCCUCGUUGGGAAAGGAUACGUCCUUGUCGCUGCCGACAUGAAGGUGGCGCGUUCAAUCGUGAAGAUGAAAUCCGACGAGGACAAGACGAAGACUCUUGGUCCUCAUCUUGUCAUGACCUACUCUGGUGAACCAGGUGAUACCGUACAUUUUGCGGAAUACAUAGAGCGCAACUUGCGUCUUCACCAAAUACGACACCAUCACGAGCUGCGCCCUUCCUCAGCUGCAGCGUGGAUCCGAAGAGCCCUUGCUGACUCCCUUCGUUCGCGUUCCCCAUACGCUGUGAAUCUCCUGGUUGGAGGCUUUGAUACGAGUGCUGCUGCUAUUGAGGAAGGCAAGGAGGAACUUGGUGGAACUCCAAAUUUGUAUUGGAUAGACUAUCUUGGAACUCUUGCGGAAGUUCCGUUCGCGGCACAUGGUUAUGGAAGUUACUUUGUGCUCAGUUUGCUGGAUAGAUACCAUAAUCCCGACGCUACUCUUGAAGAAGGCUUGGCGACGCUGAAACGUUGCAUUGAUGAGGUUGCAAAGCGACUAAUUGACGGUGUAUCUAACUAUAAGGUGAAGGUAGUUGAUAAGGAUGGUGUUCGUGAAGUGUCGCUUUAGGUGUUGCAUAUCUUUUGUGAUCCCUUUGCGCAUUUAUAAAAUGUAUGACUAAAUCCUC